ACGGAGUUAAGAGAGCUCACCCCUGACCCUGCCUAAGUACCUAGGUACCUAGGUACAUACUAGGUACUCAAGCACCACGGCGGGGGACCCCUGCACGAAAGACAGCCCCACCAAAAUUUCCACCAAGCUUCCAUCAAGCUUCACCAGUACAAACCCGCCCGUUUGCACGCCUUGCCACUAAUUAAUUGCCCACAGGCUACACACCUGCGACAACACAAGCCACCUCGACAGUCUAGACACCUCGAUCGAGAACGCAGUGACACGCCUGCGACCCCCUCAUCCCGCAUCCCGCAGACACACACACACAACCACCAAGCAACAUGCCCCUCGACACAUCCUCCUACUCCCUCGCCCUGCUGCGCGUCGACGGCCGGCGGUGGAACGAGUUGCGCCGCUGCCACGCCCAGAUCCGCACCCAGGCCGCCGCCGACGGGUCCAGCUACCUCGAGAUGGGCAACACCAAGGUCAUGUGCGUGGUGACGGGCCCGACCGACCAGCAGUCCGCGAAGCGGGCUGGCGGAGGAGGCGGAGGAGGAGGAGGGCAGCGGUCCGAGCAGGACAAGGAGGCCGAGGUGGCCGUGAGCAUAGUCAUCGCCGGGUUCAGCAGCGUGGACCGGAAGCGGCGGGGCCGGGGCGACAAGCGCAUCUCCGAAAUGCAGUCGACCCUCUCCAGCGCCCUCUCCUCGGCCCUCCACACCCACCUCUACCCCCACAGCACGAUAGCCUUCUCCCUGCACGUCCUCUCGCAGGACGGCUCGCUGCUCGCGUGCCUCAUAAACGCCUGCACCCUCGCCGCCGUCGACGCCGGCAUCCCCAUGGCCGACUACGUCGCCGCCUGCACGGCGGGGAGCACGUCGACCCACGCCGCCGGCGACGAGGGCGCCGACCCGCUGCUGGACCUGAACCACCAGGAGGAGCAGGAGCUCCCCUCCCUGACGGUCGCCACGCUCGGCGCGCGGGGGGACCGCGUCGCCGUGCUGGUCUGCGAGAGCCGCGUGCAGGCCUCGCGGCUUGAGGGCAUGCUUGCUGUUGGUGUCGACGGGUGCAAGCAGGUGCGGCAGAUCCUGGACCGGUGCGUGCGGGCGCGCGGGGCGAGGAUGAUUCGGGAGGGGGCUGUUGAGAAGGGGGUUGGGGUCGAGGACAUGGAGAUUGAUGGGUGAAUCUUGAUUUCUGAGCUUGAGGGGAGGGGGACGGCUCGGAGGGAGGGGCGGCACACUCUAGUAGGCUGGAGAGGAUAUUGUGGGUUUGAUGUUCGUUGCGAGGGAUGGCGACGGCGACGACUGUUUGGGAUGCCAGGUCAAUGAUACCCCGGAAAGCAUGGAUAGGAUGUCAGGUCACAAGGCAUUUUGCCAAUUUGAUUUUCACAUAAACAAACGGAUCGAUCCCAAAACCAAGACGCCGGCUAACAUUACAUUCACCCCUUAGUAGUGGCUAUGGCCCCCUCAG
Diaporthe batatas is the source of this 1446-nucleotide messenger RNA. Its product is annotated as exosome non-catalytic core subunit SKI6. The record is from RefSeq and is a predicted model, not a curated record. The transcript has 3 exons. Gene Ontology annotation, cellular component: nucleolus; cytoplasmic exosome (RNase complex); nuclear exosome (RNase complex). Gene Ontology annotation, biological process: poly(A)-dependent snoRNA 3'-end processing; U4 snRNA 3'-end processing; nuclear mRNA surveillance. The coding region runs from base 321 to 1160 and encodes 279 amino acids. NCBI's taxonomy places the organism in Eukaryota, Fungi, Ascomycota, Sordariomycetes, Diaporthales, Diaporthaceae.